Messenger RNA from Pangasianodon hypophthalmus (striped catfish), 4305 nucleotides. It is a transcript of the gene traf3, whose product is annotated as TNF receptor-associated factor 3. Lineage: Eukaryota; Metazoa; Chordata; Actinopteri; Siluriformes; Pangasiidae. The record is from RefSeq and is a predicted model, not a curated record. Gene Ontology annotation, molecular function: zinc ion binding; tumor necrosis factor receptor binding. Gene Ontology annotation, biological process: regulation of canonical NF-kappaB signal transduction; protein K63-linked ubiquitination; regulation of apoptotic process. Gene Ontology annotation, cellular component: plasma membrane signaling receptor complex. The transcript has 14 exons. Bases 756 to 2426 code for a protein of 556 amino acids.
GAUUUCCUGAGGAAGUCGGAGGGGGCUUUCCAAGUUACUCGAAUUGACAUCAACAGCGCACAAGGCUUUAACGCUGUGGAUUUUUUAGCUUCUCCACGGGCCAAAUUGCGCACUUUUUUCCUCCAAACUGGACAUCCGACCAUGAAAAGGUUUGGUGUGUCGGCGGCCGCGGCGUGUGUGAGAGUCAGCGAGGACGGAUUUCUCUGUGAAUUUUAGUCGCUGGAGACGUUCGCGGUGUCUGGGAGCGUUCAUGAAGUGGACAAGCCGCCGAGGCUCCGGCUGUUACAUUGUUCAGAGGCAGAAAACAGUGCUGCAAUAUCGGACGACGUCCAUAACUGAUUCAUGAAAGUCUGGUUCAGGCCUGUAAGCUACUGAUGGAAAAACCGUGAUGACACACAGCUGAGCUUAACUCUCUGUUGGAUUCACAAUUUGUGCUGAGGCAUUGUCAGUCUUUGGGAGGAUGUUGAGGUUGCUUUUGAUCACUGGGUGCUCUUUCUCACUUCACAACCUGGGCCAUUUGAAUCUGACAUCUGUUGAACUCUCAGAAUAAACACGUGCAGGCAUGUUCAAAGAAAACCUCCUUUACCUGGACGCCAUUCAUCCCUGAACUUACACUCUUGGUGGAUUGGGUUACACACUUCAGAGCCAGCUCUUUCUGGUGUUGAAUUCUGUCGGACUCGGAUGUGGAGCUUUGGGUGAGACGGCACAAAUGGUCUCCCUGCAUCUGAAUUUUUGCUUUCUAUCUUUUUGAGGUCAUGUCCUUGUCGCGCCGUGUGGACGGGCGGGAGCAGCAGAUUGCUCUGCAGCAGCAGCAGUCCUUACUCCCGCAGCGUGGUGGUUUUCAGGACCACUUCGUCAUGCCUCCCGAGCCCAAGUACUGCUGCGAGUACUGUCGCAUGGUGCUAUGUAAUCCUCGGCAGACUGAGUGUGGACACCGCUUCUGCGAGAGCUGCAUUAACCAGCUGCUUAGUAAACCGAAUCCGGUGUGCCCAGCUGAUAUGGAGCCAUUAUCUCAAGAUAAAAUAUUUCGUGAUGUUUGCUGCCAUAGAGAGAUUAUGACACUGAAAGUCUACUGCCGCAGUGCGAAAAACGGAUGUAAAGAACAAAUGAGUUUACAGCAGGUUACGGACCAUUUGAAUAUGUGUGAGUACUUUGAGGUGCCCUGUCCGUUGUGUAAAGAGAAGAUAAUGAGGAAGGACAUGCCUGAACACUUGAACCGCAAAUGCAAAUACCGUGAGGCCACCUGUGAAUUCUGCAAACACAAAAUGGCCUUAACGGAGCUACAGAAACACAAAGAAACCAUUUGUCCUGCAUUUCCAGUAGCAUGCCCUAAUCAUUGUUCAUUUUCAUCCAUUGUAAGAAGCGAGCUGUCCAUUCACCAGCAAGACUGUCCAAAGGCUCAAGUCACGUGCUCCUUCUUUCGUUUUGGCUGCACCUACAAGGGUCUGAACCAGGAAAUGAGGGAGCACGAGUCAAGCUUUGCCUCAGAGCACUUGCGACUGAUGGUGGCCAGAAGCAACACGCUAGAGGCCAAAGUGGAGGAUGUCAAGAAUGAGCUGAUGGAACGCUACAAGGUUCUCCCAAGUCUGAGCAGUCGUCUUACAGAAGUGGAGGAACAGUGUAAGGAUAUGAGGGAGAAAUACCGACAGGUGGAGCAGAAACUAUCUAGCGUACAGAAGCUAAUGAGCGCGCACACGGAGAAGCUGCUGGAGGUGGAGAUGGAGCUGAGGGAGCUGCGGCCUUUGAGGGCCAUGCGUGAGGAAGUGGAAGCUCUGAGGGGCGCCGUGGAGAGUAUGCGCUCUGUGGUAGCAUCACUCGACUCUGUCCGCACUGGUCCUGGUACCCACACGCUGACCUCAUUAGAGACACAGCUGUCACGGCAUGAUGAGAUGCUCAGUGUGCAUGACAUUCGUUUGGCCGACAUGGACCUUAAGCUGCAGGUGCUGGAGACGGCCAGCUUUAAUGGAACUCUUAUUUGGAAGAUUCGUGACUACAAACGGCGCAAGCAAGAGGCAGUGGCUUCUAAAACGUUGUCGCUUUAUAGCCAGCCUUUCUACACAGGCUAUUUUGGCUACAAGAUGUGUGCGCGUGUUUACCUGAAUGGUGAUGGCAUGGGAAAGGGUACACACCUGUCACUCUUCUUCGUGGUGAUGCGUGGUGAGUAUGAUGCACUGCUGCCAUGGCCUUUCCGCCAAAAAGUGACACUCAUGCUGAUGGACCAGGGUCCUGCACGCAAGCACCUGGGUGAUGCCUUCAAGCCUGACCCAAACAGCAGCAGCUUCCGGCGGCCCACAGGGGAGAUGAACAUUGCCUCGGGCUGUCCACUCUUUGUUGCUCAGACUGUGCUGGAGAACGGGACCUACAUCAAAGAUGACACCAUCUUCAUCAAGGUCACAGUGGACACCUCAGACCUGCCUGACCCAUGACACCUGGACAAUUAUCCCAUUGAGUCCAUUUUUAUAACAGAUUUUUCUAUCAUGCCAGAGGGCCUGGUGCUCAUCACGGAUGUUACGAGGUCACAGGAUUGGGAAAAACAGAGCAGGAACCGAUGAGAAGAAUCAACCAAACACAAGCGCGUGCUGAGAGUCUCAGGCUGGUGCUCCUGAGACGGUGUAGGCACAGUUUCUUGAGGGACAGAUGUGGAUCCUUUGGAUCUUGCCCAGGGUAGGGGAGGUCUCAGAUAGCCACAGUGUUCAAGAUGGAGCAGCAAGAGCAAAGGGUUUUCACCUCUAAUCAAACAAAAGUAUGUCAUUGUCUGUGUUGGUAAAGACUAAGUGAGAGACAAAACGUUAGGUGAUGAAACCAGCAUCAUGCCAGCAUGAAGAGCCGCCUUUCAGCCAGAAAAAAGUAAGAGGGAUCCGUUUGUUCUCUGUAACUGACAUGUUAACAGCUAAAAAAAUAAAUAAAGACCGCUAAAAAAUAAAUAAUAUUUAUAAAGAAAUAUUUCACUAAAAAAUAAAGUAUUUCAAUCAGAGAAAAUUAAAGAGUGGGCCUCAUUUAUCAAUCUUUUAGUAAACUUGUGUGUAAAAACUUUUCAUAAGACAAAACAAACUAAAAGUUCCUGUAAGAUUUUUUUUUGGUAAAUGAUUUUCUUUGUACUCCAGUGUGUAUGUUGAUAAAUGCCAGUCUGCUGUUUUGCAUUUAGUGAUCUCCAUAAAAGGCAAAGCUCAUAGAGAGCUGAAAAUAACAACAUGAUGACUAAAUGAUGAAAGUGUACCUCCUAAGCAUGAAGUGUGCUAAAACUUCCAGUAAUGCAGCACUGUCAUUGCCACACUUUGGCUACCACAGACACACACUAACUCUUCCUCCCUUUCUAGGGUGCUAUUUCUUUUCUCCUAAUUGAAUGGCUAGUGUUAUUUGUCAUAAUUUAUGGAUUUGUUUUGGAUUGCUUUCUUUCAAGUCAUUAAUAUAAAACGAGUUUCACAUUUUCAUUAAAUUUGUGUGUAAGUGAAAUAAUGAGCGAUUUAAACUUGACCUUGAUCUGUGUAUAAAAUCUCAGUAACUCGUAAUGAUUGGCAUCAAAUCGUAUAAUUGGUGAAGUUCACAUUAGCGAGUCCUUAUUUGUAAAUUUAAACAAACUCAGGAGCUUUUGUAGGAUACAAAUAUUUUUUUUCGAACUAACCGGAUUUUCAUGAAUAGCACAUUAAUUAUGUAAAUGCUCUAUGAACGAUUUAUGAAUAGAUGGGGUGGUAUCCAGCUUGAUAAAUGAGGCCCAGUGUCUGUAUUGCAGGCUGUUGAUCUGGCAGAUAAGCUUUUAUAUUCAGUGAAAAAGAGAUACUGUGUAUUCCACUGUAUCCAGUGAUGUUUAGUGGUUUUGUAAAAAAAACAAAAACAAAUUUUGUGCUGAAGCAUUCAUAUAGAGAAGAACAGCGUGUAUAGAAUGUGUUGUGUGCGCACAGUGGUAGAACUUUCUUUUUUGGUGUACUGGUAAUGGACUGUAAUGGACCUGUGUUGUGAAGCAUGAAGAUGAAAGGAAUCCAUGAAACACAUUGGGGCAAAAAAAAAAAAAAAUGAUUGCAUGUAAGACCAACAAAACUUUAAUGCGUUUAAUCUCCCAAAUGUGUUUACUAUUCUGACACAUUAUUUUUUGUAAUGUUAAAUAUUGAUGGAUGCUAUGCAUCAGAAUAUAUUGUUCUUUUUUUUAACACCGUUUGUAAUACUAGCCUCUAAGUCUACAGCUAUGCUGACAGAAACUUUUACAGUUAACCAGAUCACUUUUAAAGAAGAAUAUUUGCACAAUUAUGGUUUUUCUAAGUGUAAUGCAAAUGUAUAUGUAUAUGAAUAUAAAAAAUACAUUUUACCAUA